Molecule: messenger RNA, 1071 nt
Organism: Komagataella phaffii GS115
Lineage: Eukaryota; Fungi; Ascomycota; Pichiomycetes; Pichiales; Pichiaceae
Exons: 1
Coding region: 1-1071 (356 amino acids)
Biological process (GO): regulation of transcription by RNA polymerase II
Molecular function (GO): RNA polymerase II cis-regulatory region sequence-specific DNA binding; DNA-binding transcription factor activity
Source: RefSeq, a predicted model, not a curated record
AUGUCUACAACAAAACCAAUGCAGGUGUUAGCCCCGGACCUUACUGAGACACCAAAGACAUAUUCGUUAGGUGUCCAUUUGGGGAAAGGCAAGGACAAACUCCAGGAUCCGACAGAACUCUACUCGAUGAUCCUAGAUGGAAUGGAUCACUCACAGCUCAAUUCUUUUAUUAACGAUCAGUUGAACUUGGGAUCAUUGCGCUUGCCGGCGAAUCCUCCUGCUGCAAGUGGUGCUAAACGGGGUGCAAAUGUCAGUUCUAUCAACAUGGAUGAUUUACAAACGUUUGAUUUCAACUUUGAUUACGAACGGGAUUCAUCGCCGCUAGAAUUGAACAUGGAUUCUCAAUCUUUGAUGUUUUCCUCUCCAGAGAAAGCUCCCUGUGGCUCCUUGCCGUCUCAGCAUCAGCCUCACUCUCAGGUCGCAGCCGCACAGGGAACUACCAUCAAUCCAAGGCAGUUAUCCACAUCUUCUGCCAGUAGCUUUGUAUCUUCGGAUUUUGAUGUUGAUUCACUCCUGGCAGACGAGUACGCUGAGAAACUAGAAUAUGGAGCCAUAUCAUCUGCCUCAUCUUCCAUCUGUUCGAAUUCUGUUCUUCCUAGCCAGGGCGUAACUUCGCAACAUAGCUCUCCUAUAGAACAGAGACCUCGUGUGGGAAAUUCCAAACGCUUGAGUGAUUUUUGGAUGCAGGACGAAGCUGUCACUGCCAUUUCCACCUGGCUCAAAGCUGAAAUACCUUCCUCCUUGGCUACGCCGGCUCCUACAGUCACACAAAUAAGUAGUCCCAGCCUUAGCACCCCAGAGCCAAGGAAGAAAGAAACAAAACAAAGAAAGAGGGCAAAGUCCAUAGACACGAAUGAGCGAUCUGAACAAGUAGCAGCUUCUAAUUCAGAUGAUGAAAAGCAAUUCCGCUGCACGGAUUGCAGUAGACGCUUCCGCAGAUCAGAACACCUGAAACGACAUCAUAGGUCUGUUCAUUCUAACGAAAGGCCGUUCCAUUGUGCUCACUGUGAUAAACGGUUCUCAAGAAGCGACAACUUGUCGCAGCAUCUACGUACUCACCGUAAGCAGUGA